AUGAAGGUCUUGCUCUUGAUGGUCUUGUUCUCAGUGGUCUAUGCCAUGAAACCAGUUCCUUAUUCUAAGGAUUAUUCAGAGUUACACGGAGUAUGGUAUGUAAAAGCCUGGGUGGGAAAUGUGGACAUUCCUGAAGAUAAGAAGCAUGAGAAAAUACCUGCCUUCACUAUCAGGCCUAUUACUAAGGAUAAAAUGGAGGCCAAAUUAAACCUUAGGAAGAAUGGCCGAUGUGAAGAAAUUAAAUUAUCUCUAGAGAGAACAAAUCAACCUGGGAAAUUGCUCACCUGGGGGAGGCAGACUGUCAAUGUAUUGGAUAUGGAUAUGGCAGGCUACUUGAUUUCAUAUAUAGAAAGCAAGAUGAAUGGGAAAAAUAUCAUGAUGAUGGAACUCAUGGGUAGAAAACCAGAAAUGAAUCCUCAAGCUUUUCAGAUAUUUAAGGACUUUGUCAAGUCUAAAGGACACGAUCCAGAACAAAUCAUCAUUCCUGAAAUAGAGGUUAACUGUGCUACAGGACAACUUUAG
This is a messenger RNA of Gracilinanus agilis (Agile Gracile Mouse Opossum), 522 nucleotides long. RefSeq names its product lipocalin-1-like. Gene Ontology annotation, molecular function: small molecule binding. Bases 1 to 522 code for a protein of 173 amino acids. Lineage: Eukaryota; Metazoa; Chordata; Mammalia; Didelphimorphia; Didelphidae. The record is from RefSeq and is a predicted model, not a curated record. The transcript has 6 exons.